AUGUCGGACGCCGAAGAGCAGGAAUGCGAGGAGGAGCAGCCCGAAGAAGAGGAGGCUGCCGCGGAGGAGGCUGCCGCGGAGGAGGCUGCGGUGGAGGAGGAAGAACCCUCCCCGGCCCCCGAAGAGCCGGAGCCGGCGGCAGAGCGAGAAGAGGAACGGCCCAAACCAAGCCGCCCCAUGGCCCCACUGAUCCCCCCAAAGAUCCCGGAAGGGGAACGCGUGGACUUUGAUGACAUCCACCGGAAGCGCCAGGAAAAGGACCUCUUGGAGCUGCAGACGCUCAUUGACGUGCAUUUUGAGCAGCGCAAGAAGGAGGAAGAGGAGCUCAUUGCACUGAAAGAGCGCAUUGAGCGGCGCCGGGCGGAGCGAGCUCAACAGCAACGCUUCAGAACUGAGAAGGAGCGGGAGCGGCAGGCCAAGCUGGCGGAGGAGAAAAUGCGGAAGGAGGAGGAAGAGGCCAAGAAGCGGGCUGAGGAUGACGCCAAAAAGAAGAAGGUUCUGUCCAACAUGGGAGGCCAUUAUGGGGGUUACCUGGUCAAGGCAGAGCAGAAGCGGGGUAAGCGCCAGACGGGGCGGGAGAUGAAGGUUCGCAUCCUGUCUGAGCGUAAGAAGCCUCUGAACAUCGACAGCAUGGGAGAGGACCAGCUCCGGGACAAGGCCCAGGAACUGUGGGACUGGAUCCACCAGCUGGAGUCCGAGAAGUUUGACCUGAUGGAGAAGAUGAAGCAGCAGAAAUACGAGAUCAACGUUCUCUACAACCGCAUCAGCCACGCCCAGAAGUUCCGGAAGGGGGCAGGGAAGGGCCGCGUCGGAGGCCGCUGGAAGUGAGGCUGAGGUGGUGGCCAGUCUGUGGCAGCCCGUCCGGAGGAACCAGGAGCCCUCGGAGGGCUACUUCCAUCUGUUUCUGAAAAUAAAAGCUCCACCUGUGGCUACCUGC
Pteronotus mesoamericanus is the source of this 937-nucleotide messenger RNA. RefSeq names its product troponin T1, slow skeletal type (gene TNNT1). Gene Ontology annotation, molecular function: tropomyosin binding; troponin T binding. Gene Ontology annotation, cellular component: troponin complex. Gene Ontology annotation, biological process: slow-twitch skeletal muscle fiber contraction; regulation of muscle contraction; sarcomere organization. The coding region runs from base 1 to 828 and encodes 275 amino acids. The record is from RefSeq and is a predicted model, not a curated record. NCBI's taxonomy places the organism in Eukaryota, Metazoa, Chordata, Mammalia, Chiroptera, Mormoopidae. The transcript has 13 exons.